GCUGGAGGAAAAGGGGGAUUUCUGAGCAGGGCAAGGCAAGCAUCUCUCUGACGCAGCUGACAAGGUGUCUGCUUGGCUUCGCCCGUUUCACCUCUCGCAAGGUGAACGAUCCAAGGGACCGGAUCCUUGUACCUGCGGAGUUAAUGUUGCCCAGCGAGGCGGAGGCUUUUUUGGGCUCGCCCGGGAUGGAAUUCUGGAUCAGCCCCGCCGCUAGCGACGAAGACAACGGAAACAGCGAUCUGGACGGUAGCGAGGAUCUCCUACCCCCGGAAUUGGAGGAGGUAAUAUGUUCUGAGCGUGUUGAGAAGAUCACCAAGACAUAUCAUGAUAUAGAUGCGGUCACCACCUUGCUGGAAGAGAAGGAACAUGAUUUGGAGUUAGCAGCCCGCAUUGGGCAAACAUUGCUCAAACAAAAUCGGAGUUUGUCUGGACGCAAUGAGUUCUUGGACGAGCAGCUAGAAUUGGCAAAAGAAGAGAUAGCUCAGCUGAGACAUGAAAUAUCGAUGCGGGAUGAUCUUCUCCGCAUGUUUACCAACAGCACUGAAGAGAGUGAGCCAACUUCCAUCACAUCUACCCCGUUACGAAGGAAUGAUUCUUCCUUCUCUUUGCAGCAGGGAUUGCAAUAUGAUCUUCUUCAUCAGAAACUUAAAGGAUUGGAAGAGGAGAAUCAGAAACUGCGUGCUGAAGCUACAAACAUUGCUACAGAAACAUAUGAAUAUGAGGAGCAGGAGCAGAAGCUCAUGCUUGAUUGUAUGGAACAAUUUUCUGAUAGUAGCAAGAAAGUUAUCCUGAUUUCCGAGGAGCUGGCUCUCAAGACAGAAGAUUCAAUCAGGCAACAGGAGGAGAUUAGCCAGCUUCUAGCACAGAUUGUAGAGCAGCAACAGAAGUGCCGUGCGUAUUCUUCUGAAGUGGAGCAAUUGCAGCAGCAACUCGCUGAAGCCAAGGAAAUCCAAUCACAGCUUCGCAGAGAGCUCCAGGACACACAGGAGAAAUACACAGAAUAUGAAGCAAUGUUGCAUGAAGCUAAGGAAGAGAAUAAAAAUCUUCGCAACCGCAGUUUGCCCAACAGCACCAUCCAUCACAGUUCCCCCACCUUCUUACCCUUGGAUUCCCUGGCUGCAGAGAUCAAGAGCACAAUGAGAAAAGGGAUGGACAGCUCUGGGUCAUCUGAGUGCAAAAGCUUAUGGCGUGUGUUUGAGACAGUGAAGGCUGUGAAACGAGCAACAAAAUCUAAAUCGGGAAGGGCAACCCCUUUGAGUCUUCCUCCACGUUCCCCCAGAGCAGCUUCAGUGGCCUGCAGUCACUUUAGCACUCCACGUAACAACCGUUAUGGUUCGGAUAGCCCCAUUAUGCCAGAAGAAAAAUAUCACUUGGCUCCUGAAGUUUUCAAUGCUACCCACCGCGGCGUGGCUGCUACAUCAGGUACACCUGGCCACCAUGUCUUGGAAGCUGCUAUCCAGAGUUUGUCUGCUCGCCAGAAGAACUACAGCGCUGAGCUUUCAUUUUUUGAGAUGGAACGUGAAUGCAAACUGAAGCGCUUGGCUCAGGAGGCGGAGGAUUUCAGUGGGUGUCUGACCCCCAAUGGAAGCAUCGCAUCCAUAGACACCAACUAUUCAGGCAGCUCUGGAACCUCCUUCAGCUCCUACUGUUGCUUCCCUGAUAAGCUUCAAAUUGUUAAGCCUAUGGAAGGUUCUAUGACUCUGCACCACUGGCAGCAGCUGGCCCGGCCUCAUCUGGCAGGAAUCUUGGACCCUCGACCAGGUGUCCUUACCAAAGAUUUCCGCCAACUUGACACUGAUCUUGAAGAGGUCCACAAUCUAAAUGACUUAGAAGAAGAUGACAUUGAUGCCAGCGCCUUGUCUUCCCUUGCUACCUCAAUACCAAUUAAAGCCAAAGAAAGGGCAACUGUUUUUCACUCCGUUAACAAUCUGCCCCAGACCCCGCCUACUUUCACCAUCACCACCUGUUGCAUCAUGCACCCUAGCAAAGAGGUUACCAUGGUGACACCCAGGUAAGCAUCCUACUGCCCU
Molecule: messenger RNA, 2030 nt
Organism: Thamnophis sirtalis
Lineage: Eukaryota; Metazoa; Chordata; Lepidosauria; Squamata; Natricidae
Source: RefSeq, a predicted model, not a curated record